Molecule: messenger RNA, 1902 nt
Organism: Labrus bergylta (ballan wrasse)
Lineage: Eukaryota; Metazoa; Chordata; Actinopteri; Labriformes; Labridae
Gene: cldn11a
Product: claudin 11a
Biological process (GO): cell adhesion; bicellular tight junction assembly
Cellular component (GO): bicellular tight junction; plasma membrane
Molecular function (GO): structural molecule activity
Source: RefSeq, a predicted model, not a curated record
GUGCAGCUCAAUUGAUGGGAUUACUAAAUUGUGAGCAGAAAAAAACUCCAGCUCUGGAUUAACUUUGUGGUGGAAUUUCAGUUUUGAAGUUAGAUUUGACACUGUGUCAUUUAAGGUUUUGUUUCACUUGUGCCAAACUAACUUAAGUUUCUAGCCGUGAACUCAGAACAAGUGCUUUUACGCACCUUUUUUGUGCCAUGGCAAACUCGUGUCUUCAACUGAGCGGCUUUCUCAUCAGCUUCCUCGGCUGGUUGGGCAUCGUGAUUGCGACAUUCACCAACGACUGGGUGAUUAUGUGCAAAUAUGGUCUGAACACCUGCAAGAAGAUGGAUGAGCUUGGGGCAAAGGGACCCUGGGCGGAGUGCAUCAUCUCCACGGGACUCUACCACUGCUCCUCGUAUACCCAGAUCCUGGAUCUGCCAGCCUACGUCCAGACGACUCGUGCUCUGAUGGUGGCAGGGUCAAUACUGGGUCUCCCUGCAGUAAUAAUGUGCCUCAUGUCAAUGCCCUGCAUCAACCUUGGCAAUGAACCGCAGAGCUCUAAGAACAAAAGGACCAUCCUGGGAGGAGUAAUUAUACUUAUAGUUGGACUGUGUGGUAUUGUGUCUACCAUCUGGUUCCCUAUUGGUGCACACCGGGACCAAGGCCUCAUGUCAUUUGGCUUCUCCCUCUUCACUGGAUGGAUAGGCACCGUCUUCUCCCUCCUGGGUGGGUGCAUUCUUACCUGUUGCUCCUCAGAUUCCUCCUCCUCAUCACACUCCUACCAGGACAACAAUCGGUUCUAUUACUCCAAACAGGGUGGUGCUAACCCCCCAGUGGUGGCCUCCACCAAUCACGCCAAGAGCGCCCACGUCUGAGAUUGGAGAGUUUGUUACUCUGAUCGGAUGUCGAGGGGACUUUAGCGUGUAUAUAGAGACAUGUGCAUUAGCUCAAACACUCCAACAUACAAGUACACAUACAAACGCAGGAGAGAAAGUAAUUCAUGUUGGUGCAAACAUGCAGACAUCAAAAAGACAUUGACACGCAAAGGCUGUGUUUGUUGGAGCUCUUUUUUUUUGUUUGAUGGAUUCUUUUUAAAUCAGGGAGCUCAUUUUCCAGCCUCCUCAUGUUGGGUGCGGUGUGGACUCUCCCGACUGUUCAAUUAUUUACAGCAUCGUGAUGAACUGCCUACACAGAAGCCCGAGGUCUUAAUCACCACAGCCCUUGUGGAUGGAGAUAUUGAUCAUUUAUAUUACUUCUAUUUUUCUAUGUAGAUGCUCCCUGAGAUGAAAUCUUUGAUGAUAAAUGUGUUUUUCUAAUUAUAUAAUAUCAUGAUCUGUUGUUUGGAAAAGCGCAGUGAACUAAAUGUCUUUGUUACCAUUGUUUGUGUGCCUCUGGAGUGUUAGACUUGACUAAAAAACAGGAGACAUAAAUAUAGCUGCUGCAGGAGGACUGUAAAGUGAUGAAAACAUAAAUUUCACAAAAGAGCUAUAGGGUUUUACAGUCUUUGUUUUCGUCUGAUUGGUGCUGACAGUAAUUUUCCGAAUCCAAACACACUUUGAUAUGACAGACUAGCUUAUUUUUUUGAUGUUGAGUAACAUAUAGCGUACAAGAAAAGCAGCAUAUCCUUUUAACUGUCCAAUUUUAAAUUUUCAGUUAACUUUUUAGCCUAAUUUACACAUAGAGUAGCUCUUGAAAAAGAGUUUAGCUAAAAGUAUGUUUCACUAAUAUGCACUAAAUUAGUAUUUUGUAGAUAAGCGUAUCUUGAGUGUGAUGACUUGAAUGUUCAAUAUCCCAAAAGCUCUGAACACAGGUGGAACCUGAUAUUUACAAAUCUGUGUAAAAGCAUCAUUAUCUGAUUAUUUAUUGUUUCACUGAUCUGCUAUUUUUUGAUUUUCUACAAUAAAGACAAAUGAAUUUAAA